ACAUUAUCCCCCAUUGACAUCCAUUGUAUGAGCACAAAACCACUGAGACAUUUCUCUAAAUAUUAUAUAUAGGUCAUAUACAGGUUAUGAGAGACAUGAGUGAAUAUUAUUGAUAGAUUUUUAUUUUUGAGAUCUCUUUAAAUACACACAUACAAAAAUGCCAUUGCAGGUGCUGAAGUGUCAGCAAAAUCCACAAGAGGUCACAAGAGGACAGUUUGUUAAAGUACUCACUGUUUGCAAUGAAUUCCCUUAACUAUUUUGAUAAUGUACCUGUGGUAUUAUUAACUUGAACUUUGUGAUUUCUUCAUAAUUCUAUGUUUUGAUUCUUGUUUUAACACAAACUCUUGUAACCUGUAAUACUGUAUCCUGCUGUUCAGCACUACCAGAGUUCACAGAUAAUAGUCGGAAGACUGCAUUCAGGUCACUCCUUUAUUGUGUUAAUAAUCAUUAACGUUUUUCUGUCUGGAACCUCCUUGAUUCUGGGAAGUACUUUGUUCGAGAUUGUAAACAAAGUUGGAAGAAAACCACCAAAAAAAAUGUUUAAUUCUCAGAAAGACUGCGUAAACCCAUCCAUUCUUUGAACCCUGCAGGAUUUGGGAGGGCCUAUCCCAGCAUCUCAGAUUCACCUUACAUACAUAUGCCCAUUGAAUGCUUUAACUUGGGCGAAAAAAUCUAAUAAUAAUUGUAUGCACACUCGUAUCCAAAUCCAUAUUACAUUUUUUUCCUCUGAAAUACAAAAUAGUUCAAAAAAUGUAUAUAGUUUAUUCAUUAUGUCAUUCCAAGCCUGUAUGACUUUCUUUCAAAAGUCAUACAAAACAUCUUUUGUGUUCCACAGAAGAAACAGUCAUAUACAGAUUUUGAAUGACAUAACAGAAUUUUUAUUUUAAGGUGCACUAUCCCUUCAAGCAUCCAUUCCCCUUUAUUGUUUGGCUAAAAGGGGGUACAUUCUGCAAAACAUGAUGCAGACCUGAGUAAAUUUGACAAAUCUUUCGUGUCGUCUGUGUUUUGCCAAUUCAGCUUCCUGUUUUUGUCUUUAACCUCAUCUGCAAUCUGCGAGCGUUUCAAUCAUUUUCAAAUAUCCCCCAUAAAUUCAACUUUCCGCUGAGGUUGGCUUGGCAAGUGGACAAUGGCCUGCAGGAAAGCCCCUGACUUUCUUUAUGGUCUCUCUUCACACUCUACUAGACACGACUGAGGCACGAGCGUCAUCGCCAGCCCGGGAUCAAACGUGCUGCCGGCCCCUGGACUUCUGGGAGUGUUUGUUAUUCAUUCCUGCGCGGAGGAUGACGGGUCACCAUUGUUGUUCCUCCGAUUCUAGCGAUAGUCUCUGCAGGAAACAAUGUCAAAUAGGUUGUUUUGAUCAUGUGUGUUUACGUAUCUGAUGUGAUCCAGGAAGUUUCUGCUUUUGUCGUUUGCAGUAACAUUGUUUCUCUUGGCAUCCAUUGGAUGAAAUGAUUCCCAAAUGACAGCAGAUACAAAGUUCAUUUACAUUAAAACACGAGAGAACUUCAUUCUAGAGAACAACUCAUGGUGACUGCUGAUGGAGACAAUAUGAUCUUGUUAUUUUUUAGAGAUGUGAUAUUAAUAUUCAUUGAACAGAUAUGGGUCAACUGAGAGCAACCAAAGGAGAAGCUCUGGUUUGUUUAUCUCUGGAGAUCUCCGUAAGGCCAGAAUGCAUCAAGUAUAACCUCUGGAGCUUUCCUGGGGAGGACCCGGAAAGAGCCGAGCAGCGGGAAGUGUGUCCUCACGUUUAUAAAUACAGCUACCGCCCCACGUUCUGCUAGAAUUGUUGACAUGCCAUCAACCGCACAAGUGUGACGGUCACCGCAGAAUAUUUUCAUAAACCCCUGACCAUUGUCAUAAUAAACACACAGUAGUUUCUGGGGUUUCCGAGUCGUUUUUUCACUCAGCGUUGGACUGCAGACAUGUACAACAGCUACUCCAGAUCGACGUUUGGUCUGGAGGCCAAACAGAAGCACAAAGGCAAAAGUUGUGGCUACUACAUGAGGAUUGUGUUUUUCUUCUCUUCUCUGAUCCAGUCUCUCAUCAUCGCCAGUCUGGUGCUGUUUCUUGUUUACGGCCAGCCGGAGAAGACGGCGGAGGAGAAGAGAGUAGAAGAGCUGGAACUGGCCUUCAACAAACUGUCCGCAGACAACACCAAACUCAGAAAAGAGAAAGCUGACCUCGCCGGGGCCCUCAAAGCAAAGACAGGAGAAAAAGACGCAGCGGACAAAGAAAUAGCAAAACUUAGAAAUGACCUGAACACGUCGACAAAUAACAUCAAAACUGUGCAGAAGAACCUUGCUCAAUGUGAGCUGAAUAAAAUGAAACUUGCAACUACUCGUAAUACUCCAGUCAUAUGUCCACCCAGCAAUCCUCAAAGUGGUGAUUUACGGAACAUGCAAAAUCUUCUGGAUCAACAGAAAGCUCUUCAUAUAAUCCUUCAAAGCAACUUCAGUCAGACGGUGCAGUACCUUAGAGCAGAACUGGACAACGCAGUGCGGGACAAAAACGACCACCACGGCACAGUCAUCAAACUGAGACAGGAAAACCUCGAACUAAAAUCCCAGCUCGAUGUCUACACCAAAAAAUGCAAAGAAGACUUCGCCGAGUCCCUCCAAGGCAUCCAGACGGUCACGAGCGCCUUCCUCACCAAGAUCGACAACUUCUUCCCCCACUCGCUCACGUUUCACCUCACCUGCCAGAAACAGCACGAACAGAUCGAGAGAAUUCGUUCUAACUGCACCAGCCUCUCCCGGCAGGUGGAGGACAAGUUUCAGAGCUACCUCGACAGGGUGGGUGAGAAGGUCUCGGCCAUUCAGACCCAGAGCAGCCGAAUGGAGGUACAGAACGCGCGUCUGGUCACGGAACUGAGCGCGUGCGCGGCGGGUCGAAAGGAAGACGCGGCGGAGAGCAGCAAACGUUUGCAAGACGCCCAGCAGACGUUUGAUAAACAACUGGAGCAGCUGCUCAGAGAGCAAACCAGACUGAGAGAGUCCAAAGAUCUGCUGGACGCACAGCUGACUGUGAAGGACGCCACCAUUAUAACACUGCAAAAGGGAUGCGUACAACAGCCCAGACCUGUUGGUCUUCAAGCUCCUAGUUCAGCUGGCCUGCCGCCCUCCGCACCGUCUAGAGGUCACUAAAUGUUGAAGGGUGGGUGUGGAGAAGCGAAUGAUCUGAAACUCCAGUCCAGACUUUGGACCAUCUUUGAAUCUCAUGCACUUGACUUUCCUGAUUUUGAGCCUUUGAUGUCUACUGUAAAUAAUGUCACUGAAAUGUUUUGUUCAUUGUAUAGUUAUAUUUAAGUGUCAUGAGCUGUGAAGUACUAUAUUUGGCUGUUUGGGUUUGAGUUGAGCACAGCUAGGAACCUGAGCCUCAUGAUACAAUGUUAAAAUGACAGUUCACCCAAAAAUGAAAAUUCUGUCAUCAUUUACUCACCUUCGAGUUGUUCCAAAUCUGUAUAAAUCUCUUUGUUCUGAUGAACACAGAGAAAGAUAUUUGUAAGAAUGCUUAUAACUAAACAGAUGUUGCCCCCAAUUGACUCCCAUAGUAGGAAAAAUUACUUUGUUCUGUUGAACACAAAAGAUAUUUUGAAGAAUGUAGGACAGCAAACAGUUCUGGGGCACUUAUGUCUACCAUUGUUUUUUUCCUACUAUGGGAGUCAAUGGGGGGCCAAAUCUGUCUGGUUACAAGCAUUCUUCCAAAUAUCUUUCCCUGUGUCCAUCACAACAAAGAGAUUUAUAUAGAUUUGGAACAACUCGAAGGUGAGUAAAUGAUGACAGAAUCUUCCUUUCAAGUAGUCGAUCUGAUAAUAUUCUUUACGAAUUUAAAAUUGUUAAAGCAAUUACAUGUUUAAACCAUUUGUAGAUUGUCCUGAUGUUUUUUUUUAAUCAUUUGACUGUUUACUUGUUCAUAUGUUGAUCUGUGUCUUGAAAUAAAUAUGAAA
Triplophysa rosa is the source of this 3946-nucleotide messenger RNA. It is a transcript of the gene plvapb, whose product is annotated as plasmalemma vesicle associated protein b. Gene Ontology annotation, biological process: regulation of vascular permeability; positive regulation of cellular extravasation. Gene Ontology annotation, cellular component: caveola. The record is from RefSeq and is a predicted model, not a curated record. The coding region runs from base 1923 to 3143 and encodes 406 amino acids. The transcript is spliced from 5 exons. NCBI's taxonomy places the organism in Eukaryota, Metazoa, Chordata, Actinopteri, Cypriniformes, Nemacheilidae.